Arctia plantaginis is the source of this 1710-nucleotide messenger RNA. NCBI's taxonomy places the organism in Eukaryota, Metazoa, Arthropoda, Insecta, Lepidoptera, Erebidae. The record is from the annotation of a GenBank genome assembly.
AUGAAUGCGCGAACUAUAGGUAAUCUAAACUUAUCACCGCAGGAAGUGAGCAAAAACUUAACGCGCCAGUGUAGCCACCUCGCCGACAUAGAGGAGGAAUUGUGUUACGAGUUAGUUGGUUUAUACACCUUCCACCAAACCUUGGCAGCGUUCGAGCGACCGGCGCUAGUCAAGACGCCGGAAGAAGUCGACGCAGCGGCGGACGAAAUAUCGAGAGCUCUACAGACAGCACUGCGCGCCUCCACUAGCACCAGGCCGAGAUCGGAACGACAGGACCCAUUGCCACACCGCAUCCGGAAAAUGCUAGAGGAGAAGCGCGAAGCUAAAAAACUCUGGCAACGUACCAGACACCCUAGGGCCAAAGCCCGGUACAACCAAGCCACCAACAAGGUUAAGGCCGCACUGUGGGAACAUAGAGGCGAUGCGUGGGAGGACGUCCUGCUCACCAUCGAGGACGAGCAACCCUCCAUCCACCAGCUCUGCAAGAAAAUAUCUGCAGAGCCUACCCCCACACGCCCCCUGUUCGGACACGACGACCUUCUACGGUACCAAGCACAAGACCGAGCCGAGUUCAUCGCUCACAGCCUCGAAAGGCAGUUCAUGCCCCACGCAGACCAAGACGAGGACCACACACGGCGGAUAGAAGAGGCAACCAAGACCUACCCCUCUACCCCCUAUGACCAAAUAGACGGUGUCACACUAAUGACCCCUGCGGAGGUCGCAACGGCGAUCCGCAGAACCAACCCAAGGAAGGCACCCGAAAGCGAAAUUACAAAGUAUUUGGAAACUCUUGAAGAUUCAGAAGAUGGCUUAGACGGGUCAGACUCCGAAGUAGAGGAUGAAGGUCACUAUUAUCAAACAGCUCGAGAUUUUCUUCGAGACCUUGUAAAUAGUGAUAAAGGUGAGAAUGCCCAGUCUGAUGAAGUGGAUGCUGAUCCUCCUCUUGUAAUCGACAAGUAUGAAAAUAUGCCAGACCCUCCUAUUUUGGAAGCCGAAGAAGCAGCACCCCAGAGUAGAUCACAAGGGAUUUCUAAACGACCUCUGGUUUGGCGAAAACGGAAUCUUAUUACUACUGAAGACAGCCUUAUUUUUAGGGGAGAAACUCAGAUAACGGAAGCAUUGAUGUCUUGUAACACGCCACAACGACGAUCUCGGGGACGACGUGGAAGUGGAGCGACUACGAGCGGGGGUCAAGGUGGUGCGCAGGGCAGGGGCCGUGUCCGCACGCGCGGCGGUCGUGGUUGUGGUUCUGGUGCUGGUACUGCUGGUCUUGGUGCUCAUAGGCCCUCAGUUUCUGACUGUGUAACUAGUGGAUCGUUGCAGAGCUAUAACGAGGUUCAUGAUAUGGAAAGGCCACUCCAUGAAAGCAGGAGGAGGGAGCUGCCGUCAGUGAGGACAGUACCUGAAGGGUAUGUUGAAUGUGGUGGGAGCGGGCAGUCAACUCUCCGAAUUACCACUGUAAAGAGACCCGCAAAUAAUGACUCUACUGGAAAGGGCGAGGAGGUUCCGGCUUCGAGGCGGUGCUUGAUUCUUCCAGACGGGGCUUCAUCUUCAUCAUCAGCCGUCAGGGCUCCUCCUUUGAGGGACGAGGAAAUUGCCCGAAUCUUGAAUCAUGGCAGUGAAGAGGAUGCUGACAGCGAUGAUGAAGAUGAAGAUUUAGUUCAGCCAGCCUUUUUAUGUCUGAGGAAGACACUGAGGUGCCACCGAUAA